Messenger RNA from Chrysoperla carnea, 1570 nucleotides. It is a transcript of the gene alien, whose product is annotated as COP9 signalosome complex subunit 2. The record is from RefSeq and is a predicted model, not a curated record. Lineage: Eukaryota; Metazoa; Arthropoda; Insecta; Neuroptera; Chrysopidae. Gene Ontology annotation, molecular function: protein binding. The coding region runs from base 80 to 1414 and encodes 444 amino acids. Gene Ontology annotation, cellular component: COP9 signalosome. Gene Ontology annotation, biological process: protein deneddylation. The transcript has a single exon.
CGUCUUUUUUAAUACAAGUUUGAAGUUGUCAAAUGAAAAUUUUUUAAUCAUAAAACAUUAUUUAAAAUAAUUAAGGAAAAUGUCAGACAAUGAUGAUGAUUUUAUGUGUGAUGAAGAAGAAGAUUAUGGUCUAGAAUAUUCAGAAGAUAGUAAUUCGGAACCAGAUGUCGAUUUGGAAAACCAGUAUUAUAAUAGUAAAGCUUUAAAAGAAGAUGAUCCGAAAACAGCUUUGGUAUCAUUUCAAAAAGUGUUGGAUCUCGAAGGUGGUGAAAAAGGUGAAUGGGGUUUUAAAGCAUUAAAACAAAUGAUUAAAAUCAAUUUUAAACUUGGUGAUUAUUCCGAAAUGAUGUCCCGAUAUAAGCAACUAUUAACCUAUAUUAAAAGUGCGGUAACACGAAAUCAUAGCGAAAAAUCGAUCAAUUCAAUAUUAGAUUACAUUUCAACAUCAAAAAAUAUGGAAUUACUUCAAGAUUUUUAUGAAACAACAUUAGAAGCAUUAAAAGAUGCAAAAAAUGAUCGUUUAUGGUUUAAAACUAAUACAAAAUUAGGUAAAUUAUAUUUUGAUCGUGGCGAUUACAAUAAAUUAUCGAAAAUAUUAAAGCAAUUACAUCAAUCGUGUCAAACGGAUGACGGAGAAGAUGAUCUCAAAAAAGGUACACAAUUAUUAGAAAUUUAUGCAUUAGAAAUUCAAAUGUAUACAGCACAAAAGAAUAAUAAAAAAUUGAAAACAUUGUACGAACAAUCUUUACAUAUUAAAUCAGCAAUACCUCAUCCAUUGAUUAUGGGUGUAAUACGUGAAUGCGGUGGUAAAAUGCAUUUACGUGAAGGUGAAUUUGAAAAAGCACAUACGGAUUUCUUUGAAGCAUUCAAAAAUUAUGAUGAAUCCGGUAGUCCGAGACGUACAACAUGUUUAAAAUAUUUAGUACUGGCAAACAUGUUAAUGAAAUCCGGUAUAAAUCCAUUCGAUUCACAAGAAGCGAAACCAUAUAAAAAUGAUCCAGAAAUAUUGGCAAUGACAAAUUUAGUGAUGUCCUAUCAGAAUAAUGAUAUUAAUGAAUUUGAAAAGAUUUUAAAACAAAAUCGUAAAAAUAUUAUGGAUGAUCCAUUCAUUCGUGAACAUAUUGAAGAUCUAUUACGUAAUAUUCGUACACAAGUGCUUAUCAAAUUAAUAAAACCAUAUACACGUAUCCAUAUACCAUUUAUAUCAAAAGAACUGAAUAUUGAUGCAUCUGAAGUCGAAAGUUUACUUGUAUCUUGUAUUUUGGAUAAUACGAUACGAGGACGUAUCGAUCAAGUUAAUCAAUUGCUAGAAUUAGAUAAAAAAUCGGUAUGUGCAGCACGUUAUGUAGCAUUGGAUAAAUGGACGAAUCAAUUAAGUUCAUUACAUUUAGCUGUCACAAAUAAAAUGGCAUGAGACGAUUAAUAAUUAAUUGUAUCGAUUUUUAAAUAAUAGCUUGAAAACUGUCCUUAAUUCAUUGAAAAAUUAUUAAAUAAAAAAAAAACCGUGAAGCUUUCAUCUAAAAUUACGUAUAUACAUUUUUGAUAGUCUUAAUAUGAAUUCUAAAAAUUA